CAGCACGUUGUCGGCGAAACGAACACAUUGCAGCACUCAUGCAUUUACAAGCACGCAGCAUGGCCGCGGACAAUGGUAUGUCAAAUGGCCAGGAAACGGCCUCGCUAAAUGGGGAACCAGCCAUGAAGAGACCCCGAGAGAGUGAGGUUGAAUCUUUACGGAUUCCUCGGGAGCCAAAGAAUAAAGUGACAGUAGUUCUUGGGGCUCAAUGGGGUGACGAAGGAAAGGGUAAAGUGGUGGACCUCUUGGCAAUGGACGCAGAUAUUGUAUGCAGGUGCCAGGGAGGAAACAACGCAGGACACACCGUGGUGGUGGACUCGGUGGAGUACGAUUUCCACCUGCUGCCCAGUGGAGUGCUGAACAAAAAGGCCAUGUCCUUUAUUGGCAACGGGGUUGUGAUACAUCUGCCUGGGUUGUUUGAUGAGGCUGAAAAAAACCUACAGAAAGGAAAAGGACUUGCAGGAUGGGAGGAAAGACUGAAGAUUUCUGAUCGUGCACACCUUGUGUUCAACUUUCAUCAAGCUGUUGAUGGAAUACAGGAGCAACAAAGGCAACUGCAGGCUGGGAAAAAUUUGGGAACCACCAAAAAAGGCAUUGGCCCAGCAUACUCUUCUAAAGCUGCCCGCAAUGGACUGAGGGUGUGUGAUUUGGUGGAUGAUUUCGCAGUCUUUGAGGAGAAAUUCCGAGUUCUGGCAGGUCAUUUUCAGGCCAUGUAUCCUAAUCUCAACAUUGAUGUUGAUGCUGAACUAGACCAGCUGAAGAAAUUUGCUGAGAGGUUGCGCCCCUUGGUGACGGAUGGAGUGUAUUUCAUGCACAAAGCUCUGACUGGACCAAGCAAGAAGAUUCUAGUAGAGGGGGCUAAUGCAGCUCUCUUGGAUAUUGACUUUGGAACCUACCCGUUUGUGACCUCAUCCAACUGCACAGUGGGAGGGGUGUGCACAGGGCUUGGAGUGCCUCCGUCCCACGUGGGUCGAGUUUAUGGAGUGGUGAAGGCCUACACCACCAGAGUUGGAGUUGGAGCUUUCCCAACAGAGCAGGACAAUGACACAGGCUCUCUGCUGCAGUCUCGGGGCAGAGAGUUUGGGGUCACCACAGGCAGGCGACGUCGCUGUGGCUGGUUGGACCUGGUUCUCGUCAGAUAUGCCCACAUGAUCAAUGGAUUCAGUGCCAUUGCCCUGACCAAAUUGGACAUCCUGGACACUCUGCCUGAGAUCAAAAUAGGCAUUGCGUACAACGUCGAUGGACAAGCCCUCCCCAGUUUCCCUGCAAAUAUGGACAUGUUGACUCGGGUGUCGGUGGAGUACGAGACCCUGCCCGGUUGGUGCUGCAGCACUGAAGCCGUGCGUUGUUUUGAUGAGCUGCCUUCUCAAGCACAGGACUACAUCCGCUUCAUCGAGAAGUUUCUGCAAGUGCCAGUGAAAUGGGUUGGAGUCGGCAAGUCGCGUGAAAGCAUGAUCAAGCUGUUUUGAUCCAGUGUGGCACACGGUAUCCCAAGUAUGUGGGACUCCAGUCCACAUUUUGUGGAUCAAGGCAAAGAAUAUGUUAAAUAUUGGACCACAUAAUGUCCCACAUAACGUCCUUGUCAAACAUCAGCACCAGCAGCAGAAUGAGAGCACAGGUUCAGUGGAACCUGACCCAUUUAACCUUUAAAUGGUUCACCAGACCAGUGCCCACUUACAUUCCAUAAAGGCUUUUUUAUCAUAUAAAUAUUCCAGCGCACAAAGAAACUGACUGACCAUUACAUUGUGGUCAUAUGUGAUUGAAUGUGGGCAUUCUGUUUCAACGGAGGAAUUGAAGGAGUAUUACAGGCCUUCUAUUUUUUUUCUUCUUAUUCUUAUUCUUCCCCUUCCCUUCUGAUAAUGUCAUGAAGGUUUGGGGUAAGAACUUUGAUUUGUAGUGUGUUUAAUUUGAAGUUUGAUAAUAAGUGAACAUCCUUGCAGAAUAACUGUAAAUGGUUUCAUAUAGUUAUUUUUAUUCACUGAUGCUUAUUUUCAUUCACUGAACUUUGUGACCUCGAUGAUUUCACGCAAGUCCUGUGAUUUCUCUGCACCUGAUUUCCAUCCUCUGUUUUGGUUAUUUGUGUUUUGCAGCUAGCUCAAGCUCAAAAUUACACUUCUAAGCAAUAGCCUGUAUGAGCUAUUCAGACUAUUCUAAUGUCUCAUCUCUUAUACAUUUUCAGAAUGUAUAACCUUAAAUAUGACAUGAGAUCCAUAAUCACUGUGCAGCGUGCUGUGAAAGACCUUCACUUGGAUUAGGAGGUAACCUGAUGGAAAGGAAGUUGAUGAUCACAGGCAAACUGUUCUCAAAAAUAUUUUCAUAGCACAUGUUCACUUAUUGGUUAGAUUUGACCUAGCCUAAUAAAUCAAAUAACACAAUUCAAUGAGGGUAAGGGAAACUGGCUAUAGCUAAAUUACUUGUGCCAAGGACCACAGGCAAGUGUUGUAGGGCUUUCUUUCAUUUUUAAGUCUGUCCCAAACUUAAAAUGUAAAAAUAAAAGGCCUCAAAAAAAGGCAUAUGGUUGAAUUUUACCACUGGACUUGGUGUGCAGAUGUGAAAUUGUUAUCGUUGGGAAAAUUUUCCAAAAAUACAUAUAACAUUGUGUCGAUAUCUCACUGAAAACAUUUUGUUGAAUGUUGAAGCAUUCUUAUUUCGCUUUACCCAUAUGAUGUAUAUUAUACCCCUGUUAAACAAAAUAUAAAAUCUUAUUCAUAAACACUUGCACUGUAGCCUAAUUAUCAAGUAAUGCCAUUCUGAAACCAUGCACUGUUGGUGCAUACCUAUGGUAUUGAAGCCGUGGUUGCUCCAAUGAAGAUCUUUGUAAUAAGAAUCUUAAGAGUUUUCAUGGAUAUAACCCAUGUUGUUUUUCCACUUUGAAGAUUCCAGUGAAUUGGUGUCAAUGUGUAACUGCAACAGCUGCUGAAUGAGUAGUCAGUAACAACACUUAAAGAUUCCUUUUUUAUGCAAUAUUUUCUUUGAAUGGUAAAGAACAUUUAAUCAUAAAGGACCACAAGCAAAUUUGUAUGUUAAAAUAAUCAAAGCUCACUGGCAUUCCUAUGCAUAUGUCAACCUUUUUGACUCACUAUCUGCUCUUUCAGAUCAAUAAAAUGGUUGAGCUGCA
This is a messenger RNA of Sardina pilchardus (European sardine), 3118 nucleotides long. It is a transcript of the gene adss2l, whose product is annotated as adenylosuccinate synthase, like. Gene Ontology annotation, cellular component: cytoplasm. The transcript has 13 exons. The record is from RefSeq and is a predicted model, not a curated record. Gene Ontology annotation, molecular function: adenylosuccinate synthase activity; GTP binding. Bases 39 to 1469 code for a protein of 476 amino acids. Gene Ontology annotation, biological process: 'de novo' AMP biosynthetic process; IMP metabolic process. NCBI's taxonomy places the organism in Eukaryota, Metazoa, Chordata, Actinopteri, Clupeiformes, Clupeidae.